UACUGAACGUGGGUAGUUGUUCAAAAUGUUUAGUUUAAUUUUAUAUUUAUUUUCAUUGUUCUUCAUUUUCGGUGCAAACAGUAUUCCAAACUCCAUAAUCGUUCCAUGCAAAUUAAAUGAUGAAGAAUGUAUGAUAAAAUCAGCAAAUAUAGGGAUGCGAAUCCUAGGACAAGGUGUUCCAUCUUUGGGGAUCGAAUCUAUAGACCCAAUGAAAAUUGAUUUACUCGAUAUUAAACUUCCAAACAUUACAUUAACGUACAAAAAUACAACUAUGACUGGAUAUUCGAAAUGUGAAGUUCAAAAUGUCAUGUUAAAUAUGGAUUCUCUAAAAUUAAAAUUUGAUUUGAAAUGUCCAGCGUUAGAGCUGUCUGGGCAUUAUUUUGUCUCUGGUGAUCUAUUAUCACUUCAUUUAGAAGGGCAAGGACUAGGUAAAACAAGCACAGGUAUCUAUUUGAUACACGUGGACUUUGAUUUGGAACGAAUUACUGGUGAAGAUGGAAAAACAUAUUUGGCUAUAAAGAAAUUCAAACACACUUCUGAAGCUUUAGAACCAAUUAAAUUUCAGUACGACAACUUAUUUAAUGGUCAAAAAGAAUUAUCGGACGCUGCUCAUGCAUUUGCACAUGAACAUUAUAAAGAAGUUAUGGCACCAUUUCAAGACGCUGUUCAUGAUGUUCACUUCAAAUAUCUAUCAAAGUCCAUCAACCAAUUGCUUAAAACUACGCCGAUUGACAAUUUGUUUAUUCAUUAGUUUUCUUAAGUUAAUUAAAUAAAGUUUAAUAUUUCA
Molecule: messenger RNA, 787 nt
Organism: Papilio xuthus (Asian swallowtail)
Lineage: Eukaryota; Metazoa; Arthropoda; Insecta; Lepidoptera; Papilionidae
Exons: 5
Coding region: 26-751 (241 amino acids)
Biological process (GO): multicellular organismal reproductive process
Source: RefSeq, a predicted model, not a curated record